AGCCAAUUCACCAUCUCCUGGAUCCCAUUCGAUGGGCUGGAGUUGCUAACUGUCCCGCUCUGCCCUCGCACUUUAAUGAACAAAUUGAGCUUUGAACCGGUCAGACAGGUUCCAUAGUGUCCGGCAUCUCCACAUAGUAACGCCCAGAGACUGGGCCAGCCUCCCGACAGCUCUCGCUAUAAACAGCCCAGAGCCAGGAGAGAGAGAGAGAGACAGACAGACAGGACAGGACAGGACAGCCGAGAGCAGCAGCCCAGAGUCUUCACCAUGUGCCUGGGACGAGGUUCGCGGAUCUGGUGCUCAGUAAUUUUCAUCCUGCAGCUGAGGAGCCGACUCCUGGCAACUGGAGCAUCUGAGUGGACUUACAUCGGGCCCCAUGGAGAAGAUCACUGGGCAUUAAGCUAUCCAGAAUGUGGAAAUCAUCAGCAGUCGCCCAUAGACUUUCACACUUGCAUCUAUGACCCAGCCCUGCAGCCCAUCCAGUUGCUAGGCUACAACCUAUCAGCAACAGAGAACCUAUCCUUAACCAAUGAUGGACACGCAGUAAAAAUGACCUUGCCCCCGACCAUGCAAAUGAUCAGUAUGUCUCAUCACUACACUGCAGUGCAGCUCCAUCUACACUGGGGGAGUGAAACUGAGGAUUUGGGGUCUGAACACGCCAUCAGUGGGAGACAUUAUCCAUCAGAGUUACAUAUUGUCCACUAUAACGCUGAGAAGUACAACGAUAUUUCCAUAGCACAAGACAAGGGCGACGGGCUGGCUGUCCUGGGAAUUCUCAUUGAGAUUGGGUCCUUCAACCCUGCUUACGAGAAGAUAUUUUCUCAUUUAAAAGAAAUUCGGUUUAAAGGUAAAGAGAUCAAGAUGCCUGGUUUUGAUAUUAAUGAUCUUCUCCCUCAGCAAUUGGAUGAAUAUUACCGCUAUAAUGGAUCCUUGACCACCCCUCCUUGUUACCCCAGUGUGCUAUGGACUGUUUUCAGGAAACCUGUGCAAAUUUCUGGAGAUCAGCUGUUAGAGUUACAAAGGGACUUGUACAUCUCGCAAGUGGAUGAAGCCAAUCGAACAGGGAUGGUGAACAAUUACAGACAUGUUCAGAAGCUUUGGGAGAGAAAAGUGUUUAUGUCAUUCCAUGAAGACACCCUAAAUGCUGAUCAUAAGCUGACUCUUGGUGUAAUUCUGGCCAUUGCUUUGUGCUCUGUGCUGUGUGUCAUGGUUGCUUUAGCUCUGAGCUGCUUCUUCCUGAGGAAAAGAGCUGAUAAAACGACUGAAAACAGAGGGGUUAUCUACAAACCGGCAACCAGUAAAGAAGACGUGCUUUCACAAGCAUGAGCCUCAAGCUGGAGCAAAUAUAUUCUGAAAUAGUUUAGAGAGGUGGUUAGUACAGAUGCCUGAAAAUAUAGAGGCAACAUUUAGCCUGGUGUCAUUUUGUAUAAACCCUAGACCUUCACUGAAGAAUAUCCAAAUGUUAUGUUUUAAUGACAAUUUUUCUUCUUGCAUUCUAAAGUUUCUAAGUUGAUUUUUCUCCUGGAUGGUUGCUCACAGCAGUGUCUUGAAGAUUAAUCUUCAAUCCCUGGAAACUCCAGAUCAAUCCUGGAGGGUUGGCAAACUUAAUGACUUGACUUGAAAAGGGCAGAUGGGGUUGGGGGUGGUAUGGCUCCUUAGAAUAUGGCAGAGACUCAACACAACCCUGUCCCAGUGGGAUCUGUUGGUCUCUCAAUGGAGUUCGGGCUGAAGCCUAGAGGAAAUUGAGCCUUUGUGCAUUUAUUUAUUAAUCUGGUGUCUGGCUUAGUGUCUCGCGUGCUUUGUAAAUGUCCACCUUAGCAUGAAGAUUUUCCUGCCUCUUUCAUUCCAGCUCAUCAACUGCUGUCUGACUCACUGCAUGCACUGCAAAACCCACCCCACAGAAGCAUUGUGCUGACAAUUGCACCUCCCCCUCCCAUUCACCACUUCCUACUGGCCAAACCCACAGUCUCCUGACUACCUUAUUCUCCCCUUAGUCUAAGGGAACAGUCCCUCACCUCCCUGAGCCUUUAAAAACAAAAGCACAGGGCUUGCAUAAGAACUGUCCCACUCCUUAAGGACCCUCAGAUGGAAAUCAACUGGAUAGGCAUCCUGAUCCAUUUUAAGAUUCAUCAUUCUAAGACAAUAUCCUUGUCUAUUUUAAUAUUGACAUUACUGUUGACAGCACCGCUUAUUUCAUUCAAUUGAGCAGCAUCUUUAAGAAUGAAAACAGACGCAAAACGUUUAUUCCAUUUUCCUGUCACUUUAGAAUGGGACCUGGCCCUCAGCAUCGUCCGAUGGUCCAAUCAAUCUUUGAUAGUCUUCUGAUUUGGAGAAACCUUUUCCCAAUACUAUUGCAGUUCUCCAGAAACAUGAUUUCCAUUAAUCUUUUAGCAGCUUGAGUUUCCUUUAACUGUUCCCAGUGCUCGUCGUUGUUUUGCUGUGUAUUGUGUACGUUUAAUUUAUAAAAAAAACAAUGCUUUUUA
Carcharodon carcharias (great white shark) is the source of this 2483-nucleotide messenger RNA. RefSeq names its product carbonic anhydrase XII (gene ca12). Gene Ontology annotation, cellular component: plasma membrane. Gene Ontology annotation, molecular function: carbonate dehydratase activity; zinc ion binding. The coding region runs from base 268 to 1326 and encodes 352 amino acids. The record is from RefSeq and is a predicted model, not a curated record. The transcript has 11 exons. Lineage: Eukaryota; Metazoa; Chordata; Chondrichthyes; Lamniformes; Lamnidae.